AUGGAGUUUUUCAAGGAGCUUCUUCGAACGUCGAAAAAGGAUUUCCACGAAAUGUUUCUUCGCACUUACGGUAUGCUGUACGACAGGAAUUCUUUCAUAUUUAAUGACAUGUUCAACGAUCUUGAGAAGUAUUAUUUAACGGGUGGUGUGGACCUCACAGCAGCUCUGGACAGCUUUUUCGAUCGUUUGUACAGAAAAAUGUUUCAGGUGCUAAACAGUCAAUACAGCUUCAAUGAUCUAUACAUGAACUGCAUCAGCCAACAAAUGGACGAGCUAAAGCCAUUCGGAGACGUGCCAAAGAAACUCACCGUCGAAGUGAAACGAUCCUUCGUGGCCACCAGGACGUUUGUGCAAGCCCUUUCCAUAGGAAGAGAUGUUGUUAAGUUUGUGCAAGAGGUUGGCCCGACCGCCGAGUGCAGCCGUGCCCUGAUGAAGAUGACGUACUGCCCGCACUGUCGAGGACUAGCGGACACUAAACCCUGCUCCAAUUAUUGCCUAAACGUGAUGCGCGGAUGCCUGGCUUACCAUGCAGAAUUGCAUCUCGAGUGGAAUAAUUAUAUAAACGCCAUGAUGAUGCUGGCCUCUCGUUUGGAGAGCUCCUUCAAUAUCGAGUCAGUGGUGGAUCCGAUCGACAUCAAAAUUUCGGACGCCAUCAUGAAUUUUCAGGAAAAUGGUCAAGCGGUCUCCCAAGAGCUCUUCAAGCACUGUGGCAAACCUCGCCUCGGCAAACGCGAUGCCCGACACGAGCUCAACUUCGAAACUUUGAAAUUUGGUCAUCGCGAAAACGCAGUCCGUCCAACUACAGCGGCAGGUACCAGCAUCGACCGCCUGGUUCAAGGUAUAAAGAAGAAAAUCAAGAAAACUAGGAACUUCUGGGUUCAGCUGUCCAAGACCAUGUGCAACAAUCCUCAAAUGGCUGGAGACAACAAGGUGCUACCGCAGGAUGACUGUUGGAACGGACUAAAUAAAGCAAAGUAUGAAACGGAAUUGAUAGGAGAAGGCCUCGCCAACCAGACAAGAAAUCCGGAAGUGAAUUUAGAUGUAUCUCGACAGAAUUCCCUCAUCAACCAGCAGAUCCUCACCCUGAAACUCAUCACAACCAAGCUGACGCACGCUUACAAUGGGCUCGAUGUAGAAUGGCAAGACGCAAGCGAUUCAGAUUGGAGUUCAAGUGGAAGUGGCAGCGGCAGCGGAUUUGGCGAGGAAGAACCCACUGACAGUUUUGGCGAUAUUUAUUUCUCCACUCCAUCUUCGCCAACGCACUUGAUUCCCGAUCACCGAACACCGCCAAAAGUUUCUUCAUCAUCUACUAGAUGGCAGCACGAUACUCUUAUUAUGUUCGUUCUUCUCAUCUCUCCUCUCGUUUGGAAUGUACUGCAGUUUACAAAGCCUCCUUCAUACGUUUAACGAAGACUGCAUAUUUAGGCUUCGGAUCUCAAAUAAGUGCUUCCUAACUGUGCUAAAGAGCUCUUGAAAUGAUGCCUUGUUAUGGACACACGAAGACUUUCUUUCGAACAUUUUACGAAAGCAAUCUUCUAUUUUUUUUCCUCAAACAAAACACAGUAAGAAGUAUUUCAAUGUGAUGUAAAUAGUAAACGAUACGCUUUACCCUCGUACUACACUGCAUCCCAAUUGCUCAAUACGUACAAAUAUUUAUAUAUGUAGUUAAAACAAAAAAUUAUUUUCCCUUUUUUUUUUCUUUCUUUCUUCGGCAUAACAUUUUGUUUAGUAGUAGUCGAAGUUGCAGGGCAUCUAUUGAAAUUUCUCCUUCCUCCGUCACUACACUCAAGAGGCAAGCUAAUUUAAUACUAGUUAUGCAACUACUUUAAUGUGUAUUGCUUUUAUGAAGAUGACUACAAAAGUAUUUGAAUUGCGUUUCGUUUUCUUUUCUUAUUUUUUUCUUUUGGAAUGUAUUCUACUUUUUCUCUAAAAACUCUUACGUCGAAAAUACAUAUCAUAUUUAUAGAACCUAGUUUUCAUGUAUUUCAAUUGUUCAAACUUUUCCUCGAUUCCAAAUUUCCAUAUUGUAUACUACUACGUACUAUUUUAAAUGCUACGCUAAAUUACACCUAAAUGAGAAUAGGUAGUCUUUGCCAGCUAUUCUCAAGCAAAACAAAUUUUAAUUUUUAAAUAGUAUACCCGAAAACCGUGUCUUAAUUUUUCUUUUCUAUGGUGACAGACAGACGCACAUGUACUUUUUAUCUCAAAACCCUAUUUUCAAUAUUUAUUUAAUUUGUUUUAAACUUUAUUUUCUCUUUAGCGAUAUUUUAGCAAUAGGUUAAGUCUUCUUUUUCAUAUGUCUUUAUUCAUUGUUUUUUACUGUUACAGAAAAGUUGACUGAUAAAAAAGAAAAAAAAAUAUCAAAUACUCAUUCUAUGCCCUAUUAAACCAACGAAUAUGUGCUGGAAUUUUAAUGCUAUUAAUCUUCAGUGCUUAAACUUAUGUUUAGACCAGUGGCACCGUUGGCCGCACGUGACCCGUGAACGUGAUCCACGUGGCCCCUUCUUUUGUUCAAUAUUACAAAUAGAAAAAAUAUUCUAAAAAAUUCUAAACAACCAAUGCUCUUAAUUCGAUAGUAAGAGCGGUCGUUGCAAAAUCGGGGCCGAAUGGUCGGAAAAUUGUUUCUAAAAUGCAGAAAGAAAUUUCGUAUUCGUUAAAAUAAGCAUAUAGUAAAUGAAGACGAAUUCUUGGUUUGUAAUUUUUCUUUCUUUUCUGUACUUUCCUAUGUUAUCUAGCAAGAGAAUCAAAAGAAUUUAAAUUUUGCAUGCAUCCUGACAGACCAGAGUCAUUUUAAUAAUAUGUGUGACCCUGGGGUAAAAAAAAGUUAGGCACCACUGAUAUAGAUCAUGCUUUCAAUUUUUAUAUGAAUAAAAUACAGAAAAUGCCUCUAUUGCGGACACUAGCAGGACAAAUUUCUUGGUCCCCAAUAGAGCGGGUGUCCACGGAACAGGGGUUUAAUAAUUUCCUUUGCCUUUGAAUCGGGAAAUUAAAUAUUGUCCGCACAGGAGGGUUGUCGUUAGGAGGGGUUCUACUGUAUAUACAUUCUUACCCCAAUAAUUUUAAAUUAAAAUCUUAAUUUAGACUGCACAUUACUUAUAAGGAGCUUAUUUGGAAGCCUGUAAACGAGGAUCAAGCGUAUGUAAAAAAGAAAAGUAUAGAAAAGUAUUUCAUUGAAGUGAUCGUUAAGUCUUUAAUAAUGUAUUGUACAAUAUGAAUUUCCUAGUAAUGCUCAAUUGUGAUAUGUCAUUGAGCCUGUCUUUUUUUUUUUUUUUUUUGUGAAUUUUCUAUUUUACAUGUUUUUUCCCCUGAUCAUCAUAAAAAUUCUUAAAGUGAGAAAUUGCAUGAAAACAGCAAAUUGUCAUUAUUUUUAUACUAGAAUCUCCCGAUGAAGAUCAUUCAUAUCGUCGAUGAAACAAUGAAUUGUGCUAAGAGACUUUUAGUACUUAGUCGUUGAGAAGAAAUUUAGUCAUAAUACUUUCUCAUCGUGCAGGUGCUUACAUCUGUAAAAAUUGUAUAUUUCAAUUUGAAAUAAAUCGAUAUAGUGUUGUUCAUUUA
Uloborus diversus is the source of this 3555-nucleotide messenger RNA. Its product is annotated as glypican-6-like. Gene Ontology annotation, cellular component: plasma membrane; synapse; extracellular region. NCBI's taxonomy places the organism in Eukaryota, Metazoa, Arthropoda, Arachnida, Araneae, Uloboridae. Bases 1 to 1407 code for a protein of 468 amino acids. The transcript has 8 exons. The record is from RefSeq and is a predicted model, not a curated record. Gene Ontology annotation, biological process: regulation of signal transduction; cell migration; regulation of protein localization to membrane.